GGGGAGUGACCAGGACGCUUUAGGGACAGGUCCAGAGAGAAAGAGCGAGAGAAGGAUAAGGUUAGUUCUAUGAUAAGGAAGGAACAUCAGAUCCUUUCCUCCCCAAGUCCACCUUUAGAACUCUUUUCCAGGGGAUUAACGAGUGUGGAGAGAGAGAGAGAGAAACAAUAUGACAAGAAAAGGAACAUGAAAGAAAUCGUCAUUAAACGCACUUGAAGUUAUCUCUUCCUUCUUGCACCUCUCUCUAAUUUAAUCUUAAACCCACUCCAAGUUCCCCCAAGGGACUUCUCUCUCUAUUUCAAGAGAGACAGAAUCAGAAGAGUCCAUUCCUCCUGAUUCCCACCCAAGUGGGAAUAAAAACAGGAUUCCACUCUUUCUUUCUGUUCCUCCUCUCAUCCCUCCUUCCCCUCCUCCUCUUCAUCAUGACGUUGCUGGCCUCUGAGAGGUCGCUUCUCAUCCGGAACAAAUUCCGCUCAGUCUUGCAGUUGAGGAUUCAGAACCGAAGGCAAAAUGAAAUCGACUCUGGGUUGAAAACUGCCUGUUCCUCUCACAAAGGAGAGAAAGACCAGAGUAAAGCUUUGCGUCUAACUGACGAUGGCACCACUCAGAAGUCGCCCCUGUGUGGUCUGAACAUUAAAACUGCACAAGACAGGAGUGUAUGUGGGACCGGAAGGCAGAAGAAGGCUCGGCUGGCUAACAACCUUGGAGAGAAGGUCCAGCAUCGGCCCGGACCUCUGGACCUAAUACACAAACACAUACUGCCUCCGGAGAACCGCCCAGUCUCCUUCCCUCUCUCCUCAGAUGUUUUCCAAGAUGACAUCUCUUCCUGCUCUUCCUCCUUGUCUCCCGAGCAACUCGGGGUCCUCCAAUCACCAGCCCUCUCCUCAUCGCUGGGGUUCUUAGACGACCAAUCGCUGAGUGACCUGUCCCCUGGGGUCUUGCCCCUUAACCACAGUCCCGUCCAUGUUCAGUCUAUCUUGGCUUUGCUCCCAGCAACCGAGGGCAUCAGCCAGCCAAUGAGCAUGACCGUGGGCGACUCCAACUCCAUGGCGAUGACCGGGAGACCAAAGGGGAUGUAUCUUACCUCCCAUGCCACGCCCCUGCUGCCAAAGACAGCCCGGUCGCUCACACCUCCCUCCGACUCCUCUUCCCUUACUCCCUCCCUGACUUCCUCUCGCCCCCCCCGCCCGCGGAAACCACGGGAUUCACAGCCCAAGAUGAGGAAACUCAAAUACCAUCAGUACAUUCCCCCCGACCAGAGAGGGACGGCCGGGACUGCCGGGGGAGGGGCCAGUCAGAGGAGUCCCACCCCAGCCCAGCUCUUAGACCCCGCCUACUCCAGCCUCCUGCAGCAACAGCAGGUGUUCCUCCAGCUGCAGAUCCUUCAGAAACAACAACAACAACAGCAGAACCAGCAGCAACAGGACCAGCAGCAGCUCACCGUCACACCCAGUGGAGACACCAACCAAAUGGUGAGGUUCUCUGGAGCCAUGCACCAAAACCCUCAGCCUGUAUCCAUGGUAACAAACCACACCUCUGUGGACACAAGUCCCUCCAACAAGUCUGAGCUCCACCCACCUAACCUGGUCGACCUCACGGUGUCUGAGUUGCGACAGCAGCUGCGUGAGCGAGGUCUUCCUGUCUCCGGCACCAAGCCCGCCCUUCUCCAGAGGCUCCGCCCUUUCCAGCUGCCCCACCUGUGCUUGACCCCUGUGCCCCUCUGCCAGCUGGGUACCAGCCAGGAACCCCUUACCCCCACCUCCUUGCUCACCCCCAGCCACUACCCCAGCUCCAGCCCCAGCUCUGGAACUGACUCCCCCACCAACAGCCCUAACCCUCAGGUCUACAUCCAGUCCACUGGAAUUCUGAGCGGGGUCCCAAACGGAAUUGUUAAUGGCAUUCCGAAUGGUAAAUCUAAUGGAAUAGGGGUCAGUGUGGUGGGGGAGCAGUGUGGCUUCCUGGCCGCUGCGUUAACCCCAUCGUCGACACCCAGCCCCGGUCUCCCCCCAUGCUCCUCUUUGCCACUGUCGACUGGCGCCCCCUGGCGGUCGGAGCAGGAGCAGCAGGAGCUGAGCCUGGAGCUGGGGAUGAGGGAGAGGAUGAGGAGCAGGCCCAGGGAGAGGCUAUCUCCUCCUCUGUCUCUAUCCUGUGGGGGUUCCCUCCAUCCCUUCCUGCAACAGGAUCCAGGAUGGCCCAGAGGGACACCAGAGAGGGAAGGACAGACAGAGAUCCUGUUCACACAGGUGUUCUGCUGCCAGCCGUGGGACAUGAUUGGCCAGGACUUUGAGCUGCCUAUGCAGAUCACAGCCAGUCCCAUUCAAGCCCCACCCAGCGUCCGCAGUCUGGAGGAGGAGCUGCAGGAGGCCAUUAACAGAGUACUGAUGGACCCCAGUCAGUCAAUAGAGGACAUUCUGGAGGAACCUACCACCUGUGUGGACUCCCACUCCUCCUCUGUCUCAGACCUCCAAUCCCCUGUCACUAUCCUCCCCGGCCCCUCCUCUCCUCCCCAAACAGACCAGUCCCAGCCUUUCCGUUGUCAUUCAAAGGAUGACAACUUCCUAUCCUCUCCUCUCUGCUCCUCCUUAUUGCUGGAGCUCCCGCCGUCGCCUUCGACGAUGGUUCCCCGCCAAGCCGCCCCACCCCCUCUCCCCAUCUGUACUUCUCCCCUGCCUCCCACUGUGACCUCACGGAAGAGGCGGGUUCAGGCAACCUUUGACCCUGCUGAUUGGUUGGGGUCGCUAGCCUCUGGACUCCGCCCUCUCAGUCCUCCAUCUGCCCCAUUCGUUGAGACCGACUUUGGCCUCAAUUCGGAUCUGAACGUCAACCGAGCGUUGGAUCUCAUGGUGGAGCAGUGGUGAAGGUCUUAGGUGUGUUUGUAUGUGUGUGUGUGUGUGUGUGUGUUAGUCGGACUUAAACAUACACCUCCCAAACAAUGGGAACAGAUUUGUGAAUGUCCAUCCAUCAGUCUAUCCAUCCAUCCCCUCUGUCCACUCUGUGAGUGAGUAGUCUGAGAGAGGUGACUGCAGGUCUGUACCCCACGCAAUGUCGAGAGACAGAUGCUGCUGCAUUGGAAGAGAUGAAAAAAGAUAGAGUUGCAUUGGUGGAACAAUAACUGGCAGAGGGAAUCACACACACACAAACCUUGGGUUGUCCUGUUAAAUAAAAAAUGGCCAAAUACAACAAAUGAACAAUGCAUAUUUGGAGUCACACACACAAUCCAACACAUUGUUUCCCACUGUAAACAAAGAAACCCAGUUGAACAGGGCCCCUACUGUUCCCCCAGCCACAGUCAUUGAGUCCGAGUCAUUCAUAAAGGCCAUUAAAGCCAGACUGGGCAGACAGACAGAGCACACAGCUUGUACAUGUCUCCAGACCUUUCCCCUAGUGCCAGACACACAGUCGGCAUGUGGAGAGAGAGAGCUGGCAGACACACUUCCCUGUAAGGGUUGUGUGGUAUGUGCAUGCCUGGCUGCUUCUGUUUGUGUAGGUGUGUGUGUGUUAAUACAAGUAUAUUGGCAACAAUUCAGAUAAAUAUACAAUGUGUGUGUGUGUGUUAAUACACACACACAUUGUAUAUUUAUCUGAAUUGUUGCAAAUAUACUUGGAGCUCCUACUUUGUGUAGACUAAGUGUGCAAUGUCUCUGAGUGUUGAUUUUGUACAGUUGAUCUGUGAGAGAGAGAGAGAGAGAGAGAGAGAGAGAGAGAGAGAGCGAGAGAGAGAGAGAGAGAGAGAGAGAGAGAGAGAGAGAGAGAGAGAGAGAGAGAGAGAGAGAGAGAGAGAGAGAGAGAGAGAGAGAGAGAGAGAGAGAGAGAGAGAGAGAGAGAGAGAGCAAAGCCGCUUCCACAUUUCGUGCCUAUUUUAAUUGUGGUCUCAACACUAGUCUGUUGCUGUAAUAUAUAACACUGUGAGGGGGUCACUAAAACCUAAUGAACCACUAUGUUCAAUUCAAUGCUAGUCUUUUUUUUAUUUAAGAGAGAAAAAAAAACUGUAAACAUCCUAUUAAGCCAAGAGAUAAAUAGCAAUCACUCUGAGAGGCUUCAGAGCCUGCAACACGACCAUAUUACCAGAGUGUAUGUUCUCAUCAGCGUAUGAGAACAGGUGGCCACUGUUUUAUGAGGACCUCCCACAGUGUUUGGAGGAAACAGCUUGGUGCUCUACACACUGUAAGGGCCACAGUCACUGUUUACACCUGUUGAUAUGGAGAUAAAAAGGUCAAAUAAAGGUUAUGCGCAGGAUAACAAUGGCAAUUAAUUUCAUGAAACAAUUUCAUGAUUUUAGCUUAAGAUUUUUUCAGUGCUUUAUCCCAUACUGUAAAAACAGGUAGAAUCAGGAAAUAAAUCUGUCCCAAAGGGAGGCUGUUCUGAUUGCAGGAAAUGACACAGGUGUUCCCUGAGACCACAAUCUCUCUCUUGGCCAGUUCCAAAUCAACCUCUAACCCCUACCCCCUAGGCACAUGAGGAGGAUAGAACUGGAUAGAUAUAAUCAAUAUGGUAAUAGCUCUACCAUUCCCCUGAUAGGCUAUGUGGAACUUUCCCCAUAUCGCUCACAGCUAUCCAGCCUACUAGAAGUUGUGCCCUGGUACGAGGGGCUAGAGGCUAGGGGUCCGCAUGGGAUUGGCCAUAUUCAUUUUAAAUGACCACCAGGGGUGUCCCAUCAGAAAAGAUCUGAGGAGGUGAAUACUGUACUUCUCCCUAACAUGGAUCAUGAUGAAGUUGUCUGUGUUUCCGUGCUAUCAGUGAUUGACAAGGCAGUCCAAGGGCUUAUUCUCAGGGUCAGAACGUUCAGUAUUUACAGAGCAGAUAUUAUUCUCUAUUCCACAUGAUGUUCUACCAGAUCCAAUGGUUCUGAGGUCAUGACAGACUUAAUUCAGCUGUUGUGAUUCAGAUUAGUUGCAUGGCCUGUCAAUUAGUGAAGUAUGUGAGCACUGAUUAUGGCCUGGCCUGAGAGCAACCCACAGCCUCGGUUAGCAGUAUGGUGACGGCUCCACCUAGCCUUCCAAUAGGCUUAGGGGAACUUCUGCCAUAUUUCUUCUGCCUAUCUGGUUCAUGUAGAUUAGAAAACCAAAGGGGUGUAGGGGCUAGGGGUUGUUUUUGGACCAGGCCUGUGUUAUGUUCAUUGGGAGAAUACAACACAUAGUGUGCUUUCCUAACCUCCUAGCUGACUCGACACCCUUCUUAAAGACCAUUAACAACAAACUGUGAUCUUACUAAUGUUCCCCAGAGACAUUUAUUUAUAUAUAUAUGGUUCUGAUGUUCCCCACCCAGUCUCUGCAUAAUAACCACUGCGCUAAGUGCAAUAUGCUGUACGUGAAGGGCACAGCCAUUGGGAAAUACCAGGCCCCCAUAUCUCUGUCUUGUCGUUACUCUAAACAAAAUGGUGUAAUGGGUCCUCACUCAACAAGAUGUUGCAUAAAGCUUAGUUCAUUUGACGGUUUUCACUGCAUCAGGGAUAGCAUACACAGACGUUUCAGCUUCACAGCCUUCUUCAGUGUGUAGGUACAAAUGUAUUUGAAUUCAAAACAGCACUUGUAGGGAACAACAAGUUAGCAGCAGGUGCUUCUAAGCAGAGUUACCAAUCAUCUGCCAAGCUUUCAUGUUGAAGCAUUUCACGAGCAGCUUUCACCGUAGAACUGUAGAAAACCAUGUUGAAUGGUGACAAUCGGACAGACUGACAACCGUGAUAAUCACAGUGGUCAAACACGUUCUCUGUCGGCUGCGAGAGAGAGAAACGCGGGAGAGUAACAUGCUACCUCUUGUGAAUGGAGAUGCUUUAGGCCUACUGUACUCUGUCUGGUCCUGGACAACCGGUGGUCAAACACGUUCUCUGUCUGCUGCAUUUAGGAUGAUAAGAGAGAGAAACGCGGGAGAGUAACAUGCUACCUCUUGUGAAUGGAGAUGCUUUAGGCCUACUGUACUCUGUCUGGUCCUGGACAACCGGUGGUCAAACACGUUCUCUGUCUGCUGCAUUUAGGAUGAUAAGAGAGAGAAACGCGGGAGAGUAACAUGCUACCUCUUGUGAAUGGAGAUGCUUUAGGCCUACUGUACUCUGUCUGGUCCUGGACAACCACUGUGCAUGCUGGUUUUCAUCUGAAUCAUUCUCUUCCCCUACAUCUGUGCUGAUAUCACCUGACUUAUGUUAGGAGUGUAUCACUUUCAGAAUCAUUGGAGAGGUUGGUGGGUUGGUUGGGAGAACUGUCUAUGCUAGGUUAUUCCAGGAAAAGCAACAGGAGACUAGGUGAAGCUAUGCUGCAAAUGCCUGAUCCUUCCCCCUUCCUGUCUGUCUGUGUUGUGAAGGUAUUUCUUUCCCCCUUGAGGCUUUCUGUAACCAGAAUGAGACAAAGAGGGAUGAGACUGAGACAUUGUCAUAAUCAAGAUCAGGAAGUAUCAGAAACAACUGUUGCCAUUGUUUCAGUCAGCUCCAUUCAUUGGGAGUUCAAUAUGUCUUCCAAUGCUGAUAACUUCCUGAAUAAUCUUCAGAUUGAUAACAUCACUGUCUAAUCUUUCUUCAUCUCAUCCUAGUACUGUAACCAGAUAGUGUGGGGAUGACCCAAUGGCAAAAAUAAAUCAGUAUUUAAUUGUAUUUAUUUAAUUAAUAUGUAACUUAUUCAGGCAAAAUGUUAUCAAUACGUGUUCAAAUUGUAUUGUAAAAAACAUGAAGAAAUUAAAAGUCUUAAUAGAUUUCCCAUCCACUGUCUCAUUGUCUUGUGUCUGAUCAGGAUGUCCCAGUAAAUGUCCUUACUGGAGGUGAUUGAUGGCAAAUUAUUGAUAAGAAAAAGGGAUCAUGAAUUGUAACCAAUGGAAGCUACAUUGCUCAGGAGAAGGGAAUAUUAACGUAAUCAUUUGCUCAUUCUCCAUUAGUCGCAAUGUGACUGGUAAUACAAAGUUAAUAAUAUUUCUGGGCAUUUUAAUGAAGCUUCCACACACACACACAAAACUCCGAUUACAACUCACCCAGGUAAGUAGAUCAUCUAAAUUUAGAGUUGAUCGUGAGGUUGAAGCCAAACAGAGGAUUUAUUUUUGUUUUAUUGAUAGGCCCACUAAUAAAUUAUAUUUAAAAAGCCAUGAAAAAUGUAUGACUUCCACACAGCUUGAUUGCGAUCCAGAAUGUUCAGUCAUCAGUUAGUCAUGUGAACGUACAGUUGAAGUUGGAAGUUCACAUACACUUAGGUUGGAAUCAUUAAAAGUCAUUUUUCAA
Oncorhynchus mykiss (rainbow trout) is the source of this 7195-nucleotide messenger RNA. RefSeq lists its product as uncharacterized. Gene Ontology annotation, molecular function: transcription coactivator activity. Gene Ontology annotation, cellular component: nucleus. The record is from RefSeq and is a predicted model, not a curated record. Lineage: Eukaryota; Metazoa; Chordata; Actinopteri; Salmoniformes; Salmonidae. Gene Ontology annotation, biological process: smooth muscle cell differentiation; positive regulation of transcription by RNA polymerase II.